CGUCUAAUUCGAAAAUCAGUCAUCUAUGAAAUCGCAAACUAUAAAACGCACAGAUUUUGGUGAAAUCUUCACAUUCCGAAAACACACCACGAUGGCACGACUGAAUUUUAUUUGUAUUGUUGCAAUUUUCCACGUGGUUUGCUCUGUCAAGGCAACAAAGUACUACCAAGUGGACAGGUACGCAUUGUGUGAUGGUGUUACUGACAGUGCAGUAAAGUUUAGUGACAUGCAGAUCGUGGGUAAGAAGCAAGCCAUAAGUCUCACCGGAACUAUGGAGGCAAUCAGAAACGUAAAGCCGCCGGUUCAGUUCCGGCUCUCGGUGAACCGUUGCGACUUGGAUAAAACAAACUGUGAACCAUUCGACACCAUUACGCUGGACGAUGUGUGUCCAAUUUUCAAUGAAAACCAUUUCGUGAAGGCAUACAUGGGCUUCUUUUCGCCACCAUUGAGUUGCCCAAUGCAGAUUGGAAAACACACGGCUAAAAACACAAAUCUGGACAUGAGAGUGUUUGAAGGGUUCUCGAUCGGUAACGCUCAUUGGCAGACGGAAAUGAGAAUAGUCGAUGGAAACAACAAAACGGAAAUUUGCGUCUGGACGGAAAUAACCAUCACCGAAAAGGAAAUGUAGAUAAAAUCAGG
Aedes albopictus (Asian tiger mosquito) is the source of this 639-nucleotide messenger RNA. RefSeq lists its product as uncharacterized. The record is from RefSeq and is a predicted model, not a curated record. The transcript has 4 exons. The coding region runs from base 26 to 628 and encodes 200 amino acids. NCBI's taxonomy places the organism in Eukaryota, Metazoa, Arthropoda, Insecta, Diptera, Culicidae.